Molecule: messenger RNA, 2148 nt
Organism: Kwoniella botswanensis
Lineage: Eukaryota; Fungi; Basidiomycota; Tremellomycetes; Tremellales; Cryptococcaceae
Exons: 7
Coding region: 1-2148 (715 amino acids)
Biological process (GO): peptidyl-proline hydroxylation; regulation of translational termination
Cellular component (GO): cytoplasm
Molecular function (GO): L-ascorbic acid binding; peptidyl-proline dioxygenase activity; iron ion binding
Source: RefSeq, a predicted model, not a curated record
AUGCCAGCUGCAGUCCGACCUCGUCCUUCUUCACCUUCAGCCGAUAAACCACCGGCACAUAAAAGGGCAAAAGCAGAUGCCACUACCAACCUUCAUGAGUCGAUCAACUUGCCUACUCCACAACAGGUUCAUGCGUAUAGGGAGGGAUAUAACCAGGCCACACCUUACAAGUAUGCUGCGAUAGAGGGGCUGCUAAGCGAUGACUUGCUCGAAGCGGUUGUAGAGGAGUCCUGGACCUACGGAAUAAGAGGCGAGGAAGGCAGUCAUCCAGGCUGGGGAUGGGAACAGAAAGAAACUGAUAUAUACAGUAUCCAACAAACUCCCGAUUUAUCGUCAUUGGAUCCCGCUCAUUUACCUGAUGAGACGCUCGAGGCUCUACCUAUGACGACCAGGCUGAAAAAUGCUCUCUAUUCCGAAGAAUUCAGGAAUUUGGUCAGAGAAGUUACAGGAUGUGGACCUUUGUCAGGAAAGAAGACGGAUCUGUCUGCGGGUUUAUAUACUACUGGAUCCCACCUACUCUUACAUGAUGAUUCAAUCUCAACCCGAUUGAUCUCUUACAUCCUCUAUCUCCCGAACUCACCUCUCGACGCCCCUAAAGCAGAUGUCGAAUUGACACCUUCUGCAGAUGGCAAAUUCUUGAAAGGCUGGGAUCCUAAAUGGGGUGGUUCGCUCGAACUUUUCCCAGUGGAGAAUGGAGAAGAAGUCGGUCCACCUGGAACAAAACGAGUCGCCAAGGUUGAUGUGAAAUGGGGUCAAAUCGUGUUCUUCGAGGUACAACCCGGUAGAAGCUACCACUCCGUCGAGGAGGUCAUUAUCGAUGAAGGUAGACAGAGAAUGGGUGUCAGUGGGUGGUUCCACCGACCCACGAAAGGUGAAGAUGGCUAUGAACCACUCGACAGGGAGAAGCUCAAAGCCGAGCUAAGCUCCUUGGCUCAGAUCACCGCCGCUCCCACCAUCCCAUUCACCCCUUACACAUCUGAACCCCCCGUCGGCUUGAAACCUUCCGACCUCACCUUCUUAGCCGAUUUCAUCGCACCAUCUUACCUCACUGUACCUACACUCGAGAAGCUCUCCGGUCAAUUCGCCGAGGCUUCGGAAAUCGUGCUACACAAUUUCCUCGCUCCUGCCGUCGCUGCUAAGCUGAAAGCUGAGACCGAGUCAGUAGACAAGAGAGACUACCCCAACGAUCUGAUCCCCGCCCAGGAUCUUGGUGAGGGUGACGGAUGGGUCAUCCAGGGUCCCGCAUCUAAACAUCGAUAUCUCAACCUAACCGGUAAUUCAGCGAGUACACCAGUGUUCCAAUCGAUACACCAAGUGCUUUUCCCCUCUGAAGCAUUCCGAGCAUGGUUAUCAGUCGUCUCGUCACUUGCUCCUUUGGGAAGACGAACGGAAGGUAGACGAUUCCGAAAAGGUCUCGACUACACCUUAGCAAACGGUGAAGACGGGAAGGGAGAUGCCAGAUUAGACGUAUCGUUCGGUGCGACUUGGUGGGCCGAUGUACCCUCUGGGUCGGAUGAGGAGGAGAAAUUGGUAGAUCACGGAGGAUGGGAGUGUUAUCUCGCCGCACCGGAUGAAGGUGAAGAUCCAGCAGUGUACCAAUCUUCCCAUGCUAAGAAAUUGGCCAAAUUAGAAGCUGAAGACAACAAGGGUGUUCGUCCUAUCGAAAGUGUCGCUCCUAACCAGGAAAAGAAAGAUGUGCACCCUGUGGAAGCUUCUACGGCUAUUACGGAACAUAUCGACGAACCGCACCCUGUCGAAGCUGUUACAGCGUCUGGUAAAACCCAUCAUGCCCAUCAUCACGAUAAGUCGAAACCUCACCCGGUAGAAGCAGCCACAGCGGAUAAAGAUGGUCAGGGACCAUCUAUAUCGAUCAAUGGGACUGAACUUGAAUUUGACCCUGAUCAAUUCUCACCAUCUGAUUUUGACUCUGAUUCAGAGAUGGGGGAUGACGAUGAUGGACCGUUAUUGACUCAACCUGUCAGUUUCAACAAGCUCUUGUUGGUCCUUAGAGAUCCAGGAGUGAUGAAGUUCACUAAGUACCUCAGUGCGAGAGCCAAGGGAUCAAGGUGGGAUAUAAGUGGGGAAUGGGAAGUGGGAGUGAUGGAGGAAGCAGAAGGUGAGGGAGAGAAGGAGGAGGAUAUGGCUUAA